CUAGUCCUGAACUGAACAGUAGCUGCCAUGGAAUUGGAGUAAAGGAUAGGCCUGGGUGUCUUGUCUGAUAAAGCAACUUCUCCUCAUUACUAAUAUGUCCUUUUCAUAUUGCCUGUCUUCUCUCCUUCCAUGCAGUUCUGGAAAAAUGGUCAAGGGCAGUAAAUGGCUAUUUUACGAACUGGGAAAAGUGCCCAUUCCCUAGAAUGGGUGAAUCACAAUUCUGCGAUAAAAUUCUUCCCUUAUAUUAUCAUGUGACCAGCAACUGGCUGACCUGUGAGGAGCUGCAGCUCAAGCAGGCCAUCAUCAAAGCCCUUGGUCCCAUGAUGAGCAUCCUGCUACACAAAAAGGAGCAGCAAAAUCAGAUAUUUAAAGAGAUCUCAUGGCUCCUUGAGCAAUAUAAGGAGGAAAUUGAUGUUUUUCAUGUCACCAAGAGUCUGAGCCAGGUCUUGGAGGUCUCUGGUGAAUAUAAGAUCCCUCUACCUAAAGGGAAGUUUCAAGUCAUCUGCAGUGCUCUGCACAACCAGAUCUGUUCUCCAGCUAAGCAGCUCAGCAUAGAAAACCACAAAGAGCUGUUCCAUUGUGUACUUCUGCUAGCCCGUUCUUCUCCGGAUGAACUGCUAGCAUUUCUACACGAGCAGCUGGAGAUUGAGCAUGAGGCUGUUCGUGUGGCGUCUUUAGAUCUUCUGAGAGCUAUUGUUGGUGCUGACUUGCCUGAGACAAGAGUUAAAAAGCUUCUGAUUGUGACGGCAGUGAAAUCCACUCUCAGUGAUCAGAAUGCUACGGUGAGGAAGGCAGUUCUUCAUUUCAUCAGGACGCUGCUCAGUUCAGGAAGUGUGGAGAAUUGUGCAGCUUGGGAUAUGGUAGCAUAUGUUUUCAGCGAGUUCAGUGUGUCCACCAGCAAACUGGUAAGGAGAGUUCUUAACACUUAGGACUCGGUCCUACCAUUCUUGCAUGCUGAUUGCUCCCCUUGACUUCAGUGGGAGUUUUGACUCCAGGACAGCUGGACUGAAUGAAUAGAGCCAGAAUCUGAUCCUUUAUAUUGGU
Molecule: messenger RNA, 1044 nt
Organism: Dermochelys coriacea (leatherback sea turtle)
Lineage: Eukaryota; Metazoa; Chordata; Testudines; Dermochelyidae
Product: maestro heat-like repeat-containing protein family member 2A
Exons: 7
Coding region: 204-929 (241 amino acids)
Cellular component (GO): cytoplasm
Source: RefSeq, a predicted model, not a curated record